Molecule: messenger RNA, 318 nt
Organism: Ostertagia ostertagi
Lineage: Eukaryota; Metazoa; Nematoda; Chromadorea; Rhabditida; Trichostrongylidae
Source: the annotation of a GenBank genome assembly
AUGUUGGCGUUCAAAUGCGAAGCGGGAAAGGGUGAUGACGUGGAUGUGGGACUCCGGAGGGCCGACAAGUCGUUUCGUAUUGGUGGCGGAAAGGAUCCAGUGGCACCGUAUCUUGACAUCGAUCGUAUCAUAGAAGUAGCUGCAAAGAAUAAUGUCGAUGCAAUUCAUCCUGGUUACGGUUUCCUUGCUAAACGACCAGAGUUCGCUGAACAAGUUGUCGCCGCUGGAAUGACAUACAUCGGACCGAAAGCAUUUGUGAUCAAGCAGAUGCGCGACAACUUGAAAGCUCGUCAGUGUGCCACGCAGGCAAAACUGAAG